AUGGAGAAGAAGAACUCGUGGGAUGCAGUUUGCGCACAAAAGAGCCAAAGGAGAUGGCAAGAAAUUUACAAGAGGAUGAAGAAAAUGUGGGAGGGACGUGAUCAGAAGAAAACAAAGGAUAUCAUAACAAUUCCUUUGAAGGUGAGAAACAAUGCUCGGCGAUAUAAUGGCGAGCAAUUUAAGUUGUUUGAGCAACGGUCCGUUUGCUGUGAUGAGCAAACGACCGUGUCACAAGAAAUUGAGGAAUAA
Molecule: messenger RNA, 249 nt
Organism: Penicillium pulvis
Lineage: Eukaryota; Fungi; Ascomycota; Eurotiomycetes; Eurotiales; Aspergillaceae
Exons: 1
Coding region: 1-249 (82 amino acids)
Source: RefSeq, a predicted model, not a curated record